AAAUCUUAGUGCCUAGGGAUACUAGGGAUCUAAUGCCAAUGAAUACGGAACCAUGAAGGGCACAUGGAAUCUACCACUUGCUUUGUAUAUGCUCAGCUUCCUGGGAAUCCUGGUGUCUGCCACAAUAGAACAUUACACAAGAUUCCCUUUCAAUUUAAAAUUCAACAUUAUUCAGCACAAAUGCCCACCCAUUAACGAGGGACAGGAUGACCUACCAGGCUUUGAUCUGAUUUCCAAGUUCCAGAUAGACAGAGCUGCAUCUGUUGGGGCUAUACAGACUGUUGUGGGCACAUCGCCGUACCAAGUGGCAUAUCAGUUGGGAACAAAUGUUGACUUCCGGAUUUUGACCAGGCACAUCUAUAGCAGUGGGCUUCCAGAAGAAUAUUCCUUUAUGUUCACCUUCCGGAUGAAAGACAACACAAAGAACAAACACUGGAGUAUCUGGCAAAUUGUAGACUCAGAAGGAAAGCAACAAGCUGCCAUUAACUUUAAUGGCCCUAAAAAAGCUCUUGAGUUCUCUUACAAAGGAGCAGACGGGAAAUUGAACACCCUAAGCUUCACCCACCUCCCCUUUCUGUUUGAUACCAAGUUCCACAAAGUUCUCUUCAGUGUGCAAAAGUCCAGACUCACUCUUUACAUUGACUGCAUCAAAGUGGACUCAUUCCAGCUGGUUCCAAGAGGGAAAAUUAGCGUGGAUGGCUACACCAUUUUGGGCAAGUUGAAGAAUAACCAUGAAGUAUCUGUACCGUUUGACCUCCAAUGGAUGUUAAUCCACUGUGAUCCUCUGAGGCCGGAGAGAGAGGCCUGCACUGAGCUGGAGGCCAGGAGAGCGGUCAGCCAGGCACUGCUCCAGAGAGGACCAGCCGGAGCCGCAGGGCCACAGGGUCCCCCCGGUACACCUGGAGUUCCUGGCAUCGAUGGCAUAGAUGGGGACAGGGGUCCUGACGGGCUGCCAGGCCCACCGGGUUCAGAUGGGGAUGACGGCAAACCUGGAUCGUCCGGAUUACCAGGCGAGCCCGGAGCUGAUGGACUGACAGGACCUGACGGAAUUCCUGGUCCUGGUGGCCCAAGAGGGCAAAAGGGUGAACCUGGAUUGCCGGGUUCUCGAGGACUAUCAGGUGGAGGAGUUGCAGGACCACGGGGUGUACCUGGCCCCCCUGGACUUUUAGGAGAAUUGGGCCGUGGUGGACCAGUGGGCGAUGCUGGUGGAAGAGGUACUCCAGGACCUCCAGGACCACCAGGUCCUAGAGGGACAGUUGCUCUGCCUGAAGGAGAUCCCCUGUGCCCUAAUUCAUGCCCACCAGGUCGUCCAGGAUAUCCAGGUCUGGCUGGAAUGAAGGGUCACAAAGGUGUAAAAGGAGAAGCAGGGGAGCCAGGAAAGCAAGGCCAUAAGGGAGAAGAAGGGGAACAAGGAGUUAUUGGUGAAAUUGGCGCUCAAGGGCCUUCAGGGCCACAAGGUUUAAGAGGAAUAACUGGUGAAAUGGGAGCAAAAGGUGGCAAGGGUGGUCGUGGAACAGAUGGAGAGCCUGGUCCUCAAGGUGUGGCUGGUGCAUCUGGUGACCUAGGUCAGCGAGGUUCAGUCGGAGAAGCUGGGCCAAAAGGUGACAGAGGAGUUGCAGGACCAAGAGGCAAUACUGGCAUGCCAGGGUCAAAAGGAGAAUCGGGGCUGCCAGGCGUGGAUGGUCGGGAUGGAAUCCCCGGAAUGCCAGGAGGAAAGGGUGAUUCUGGAGAGCCUGGAGCCCCAGGAGAAGUUGGACUUCAGGGAUUGCCAGGUAUGCCAGGCAAUCCAGGUGCCAAAGGAACAGCUGGAGGGAAGGGUAAUUCCGGUGCUCCUGGUGUACCUGGACUAAUGGGAAACUCUGGUAAACCUGGGGAUCAAGGACCUCAAGGGGAAGUUGGCCCAAUAGGACCCAUUGGACCUCCGGGUAGCAGGGGAGAGACUGGUCCCAUUGGCCCACCUGGAAUACCUGGGAAACGAGGUCCACAAGGAGAUCCUGGCUUUUUAGGUUUGCCAGGACCCAAUGGUCUUCCUGGACUGAAAGGUGACAGGGGUGGAGUUGGUGAGACUGGACCUAAAGGUGAGCAGGGUAGUUCUGGAGAAGAAGGAUUUGGCGGAGAAAAGGGUGAACAUGGAGAUGUAGGAAAUCAAGGACCAAAAGGAUCUACUGGAAAUCCUGGUGGGCCUGGUAAUCGUGGUCCAGAAGGAGGUCGUGGGCAACCAGGUGUAGAGGGUCCUCAAGGUUCAGCUGGUCCCCGUGGUAUGCAAGGUGAACAAGGUGCCCCUGGCUUGCCAGGAAGCCAGGGUCCUGCAGGGAGAGAACCAACAGAUCAGCACAUUAAACAAGUAUGCAUGAGAGUUUUGCAAGAACAGUUAGCAAAUUUGGCAGCCAGUCUACGAAGACCAGAAUCUGGUGCAGUUGGCCUACCUGGACGACCUGGUCCACCAGGAUCCGCAGGAUCUCCGGGAGAUAAUGGCGUACCUGGACAUGUUGGUCCAAGAGGACUUCCUGGGCUCAAAGGUCCUAAUGGGCAACUUGGUCUUAAAGGUCCAAAAGGAGAUUCUGGUGAAAGAGGAGAAAGAGGAUUACCAGGAAGAGGUGCAAAGGGAAUGCAAGGAAUACCAGGUCUUACAGGUGAACCAGGCAAACCAAGCUAUGGCCGAGAAGGCCGUGAUGGGGAGAGAGGCCCACCUGGCCCUGGUGGGCAGCCUGGUAUUCCUGGAUCACCAGGCUCCGCCGGUCCUGCAGGAUGGUGUGAUCCUUCUUCUUGCAGCCUCCAGGCCAUUGCUGCACCCCAGUCUGCUAAAGAUUCAAACAUGAAAGGGCCUUGAACUUCUAAUAUCAUGUUACUGUCUGCACAACCAACAUCGCAGAAUGAAAGGAAGGGGAGAGAUGAUAGACAAGACUCUAUUUUCUUCUAAACAGCAGACACUAACAUACUGUGACAUUCAUACAGUAACUACCGAAUUUGGAAAGAAUGAUGGUGCUUAGAAAAAACAAAGAAAUCCAUGAAGAUCUCCUCCAUAAGCAGCUUUGAAAAAAUGUUUAAAAAACAAUUACUCUAAUAAAUAUUUUUAACUUGCAGUUUCCCACUACACAGAUAAAGUCCACGGACAAAGAAAUACCUUGCCUUGAUUAAAGCCUCAAGUUUUAAUCGCAACUAUAGUAAUUGUGUAUAAACUCACUGUAUACUUAAAGGUAUAGAAAAAAGACAUAUAGCAUACAAUUCAAAAAGUACAAAAUAAACAACACUCAACUGCAAGUCAAUUAACAAGUGUGAAAUAUACAAACUGAUGUAAGAUCCAACAGCAAAGUCCCAGCCCAAAUAAUAACCAACACACUCUUCUGGUCUAUUACCAGUCCUUUGUGUGUUUUGCAUUGGUUCUCUGUAUGUUCAUAUGUAUAAACUGGAGGGAAAUGGUUCCUGUAAAAAUGUGGUACACUGAGUACACAACAUGUGCUGUAAAUCUAUGUAAAUGUGCUAUGGGUUAAUCUGACCACCAGUAUGUCUUUGUCUUGAAGAUGCAUUCUAAUUAAAGUUAAAAUUUUUUUCUUUAGCUUACAUCAUCGCUAAGCAUUGUGGGUAUGAAACAUGUAUUACCUAGCACCGUCUAUGUGUGACAUCCACUCUGCAAUGUGAUGAAAGCAAUAACAGAUUUUAAUAUCCAGAAAUAAAAUUGUUUUAUAACUGAGAAUAUUUAUUUUCAUGUGGCAUCCCUGGUUGUAUGAGAAAGAAAAAGAAGAAAUAAAUUCUGUUUCGUAA
Molecule: messenger RNA, 3762 nt
Organism: Pseudophryne corroboree (corroboree frog)
Lineage: Eukaryota; Metazoa; Chordata; Amphibia; Anura; Myobatrachidae
Gene: COL9A1
Product: collagen type IX alpha 1 chain
Exons: 38
Coding region: 53-2830 (925 amino acids)
Source: RefSeq, a predicted model, not a curated record